AUGCGCAUCGGGCGAGAUGUCCCUCCAGACGAUCCAAGCUACGGUACCUACCUGUACGGCCCAAAUCUCUGGCCCGAUAUGCCAGAGGAGGAGUUCAAGAAUCCGAUCAUGACUUAUCGGGAGCAUAUGCUUCGACUGGGUACAGAGACUAUAAAGAUUCUAGCAAUAGGCCUGCCGUACAGCGACGAUGUGUUUGACGAUUUCAUGCGCGAUCCAGUUGCUGCCCAUCCGGGUCAAGAAGGCCUCCAAGUCUUACAUCCAGCCCUAGAUUCUUGGAUUCCUGUCCCGACGGUUGAGAACACCUAUGUGGUCAAUGUUGGCGACGUUCUAUCUGCUUGGACCAAGGGACAAUACCGAAGCGCCCUGCACCGGGUGAACAACGAAAGCACGACCAAUGAUCGAUACAGCAUUCCAUUCUUCUUGGAUGGGACCAUGUUCGCGGUCAUGAGUCCGUUGGAUGGCUCCUUGACGUUGCAAACGGGGUAA
This is a messenger RNA of Capronia epimyces CBS 606.96, 486 nucleotides long. RefSeq lists its product as uncharacterized. The transcript is spliced from 2 exons. Bases 1 to 486 code for a protein of 161 amino acids. Gene Ontology annotation, molecular function: dioxygenase activity. The record is from RefSeq and is a predicted model, not a curated record. Lineage: Eukaryota; Fungi; Ascomycota; Eurotiomycetes; Chaetothyriales; Herpotrichiellaceae.